This is a messenger RNA of Cyprinus carpio (common carp), 1276 nucleotides long. Its product is annotated as tenascin-like. Lineage: Eukaryota; Metazoa; Chordata; Actinopteri; Cypriniformes; Cyprinidae. The record is from RefSeq and is a predicted model, not a curated record. Bases 512 to 901 code for a protein of 129 amino acids. The transcript has a single exon.
UGUGUGUGUGUGUGUGUGUGUGUGUGUGUGUGUGUGUGUGUGUGUGUGCGUGUGUGUGUGUGUGUGUGUGUGUGUGUGUGUGUGUGUUUUAUGGUUUAAGUUAUAAUCCUGACAGACAUGAUGAAAUACAAACGUGCAGUUGGUGUUUAGUCAAUUCGUCCCUUGUAGCACUUAAGUCAGAAUAUUAUUAACCUUCAUAAUAUUUAGAAAAAUUAUAAAAUGUACUUGAUUUUAAUGAUUUUAAUAGAAAUUAAUUUACAGGUAUUUAUUGUGCAAAUCAGAGAGCCACUUCCCAGGAUAAGCAGGAGAUUAAUAGUAGAGUAAAAUGAAUAUAAUCGUAUUUUAAUUGUGCAGUUAGUCAAUGUUUAUUUAACCUCUUGUCUUUACAGCAUUUCAAAUUCUGUCUUGUCUUUAAUCUCUGACCUUAAACCCACUGAAUGUACUUUCCUCAAUAGCACCAAAGUCUACCUCUCCUGAUGUUGUUGCAUUGACUUUCAAAAGCGUUUCAACAAUGCUACCAAGCCUCCAUAAGGAGGUUCAGCCAUCAGUCUCUACCUCCACUCUUUUAACAGAGGAUUUUAAAGCUGAAACCUCAGGUGAUGAACUCGAGGGCCCGAAUCAAGGGCCUCCGAGUGACCUAAAUGCCACUGAUGUGAGCAGGAAUAGUUUGAUGCUGUCUUGGUCGGCUCCUGAAGGAGCCUUCGAUAGCUUCAUCGUUGAGUUGAACUCAACAUCAAAUAAGUCCAAAGACAAUGUUAUUGAAGUGUCUGGAGAAGCCAGGCAGGUCCAUGUAGAUGGACUGAACCCCGGCACGCUUUAUGAGCUUACAUUGUAUGGGAUGAAGGAGGGCGAGAAAUCCCAACCAGUCAAUGUUCACAUCAAGACAGGUACAUGGACAUGAUCAUCUGUCAUCCACCAUAACUACAACAUUCAUAAUACUACAAAUGUCAUUCAUUUGUUCAUUCAUUCAAAGUCAUUCUUAAAAUGUAAAAGUUAGCUCAUCAUCUUGGGAGCAAUUCUGCAGGCGCAAGAUGGUUUGUGGGAAAAGUGUGUUUUUACACUAGUGUUUAAUGCAAACCCAAAUCCUUUUGACGUCAGAAAUUGGUUUAUUUGGUUAGUUUAAAAGAUUUUUGGGUUCACACCAAGAAACCACAUCUAGUUUGCUUGAAAAAUGGCUGUGGGCUUUGGUUUAUGUAGACUACCAUGACUAUAAUGAAAGCUUUUGAUAAUUCUAGCUUGUCUGCUGUUGCAUUGCUGUUGUAUUUAGUUUAACACU